CACGGUAGUACUUUCACUAAACAAUCUUCCUGCGGUUUUAACAAACUCUUGGUCUUAAUGGUGUGAGUUCCUUCUCGACGCACUCAUCAGAUCUAAAAGGCACAGACCUCAGUGAAUAUGCAAAGGAUUCUGUUAAUGUGCUUCCAAAAAGACCAAGAAGUGAUUAGGACCUGAAUAAUAAAUUUGCCCCAGGGGUACAAAAACCUCAUUCAACCGGAAACGCGUGAGUACUUGACAUCUAUUGUAUUUUUGACAUGAUUGAUAGAGGUGUGGCCAUUUGUCACUUGAAACUAUUGAAAUUUCACACAAAAUUCAACCAAAGCCAACAUACCGAGACCAGUGAAAUACUAAGCCAAUCAAAAUUCACUUGCAAAGGAAUUUGUGUCGUUGUUUGGCUGUGCUUAACGCUGAAUCACUAAGAGAAUUGGAAUAUCGACUUUUUCCGGACAAAAUUUCCCCUUUGUCGCUCUAUACAUCUUCAUGAAAGCAAGGCAUCUGUCACGGUGACAUCAAAUAGAAAAUAAUUCGCUAUUUGGCACUACGUCAGUAUUGUGCCAUCAGAUUGACAACAAGCAAAUGAAUUGUCUGCGCAGCCCCAAGAUAAACCAGGCAACUUGAGAAGUGGAGGGCACCUAAAGAUCAUCUAACCUAGAAAAUCACUUAUCUCCGUAGUUAUCCUGCAAUCGUUGGACCGAUUGACGAAUUUCUACGGUGAACAGUAUGUUAAUUCGUAAAGGAAGGCUUCGGUCGAUGUGAGGAUGCAGGAAAAGCGGUGUUGGUGGAUAUUGUUGGUUAACUUUAUAAUCAAUUCGCAGACUGCUCAACCCGGUAAGUAGAUAUCUAAAUACUCCAUUGUUUUAUAAUAUUUACAUGUAAAGGAAAAAGGGCCUUCCUUGUUUAAAGUUUGGUUAAAACGGUUGACUCGGACAGAUCUUUGUACGAGUUAAUGUAAAAUGAAAACGGUUUCCGCUUUUUCUGUCAGCCUAAAUUAAAAGUCGUGUGUGAGAUCUCGUCACGCUUCGAAAAUCAAUUUGAAGUAAUAUGUCAAGAUCAAUGGCUCUAUUCAUUAGAAUCAUGCAAGGAAAACUCGUUAUUACUAGACGGGUCAAAGGAAAUGCUACAGAAUAGCUUCACGUACAUUCGCGAAUGUUUGUUCAACGCUUAAGCAUAGCAAAGUAGAUAGCAAAUAAGACACUCGGUCAUCACAAGCUGCUGUUUACCAUUUGCAUUGUGUUCGGCAUUGUUGCCUUGUGAUAUUUCUGGUCUCUCCAGCUGCUCUUAACGCCUUCACGUUUUAUCAGUCAUUCAAAGAGUAAAGAGCAUAUUCGCACUGUACUCGCGAUUCAAGCGAAAGGUUAUGGUCCUAAGUCACAAUAAACAAUAUUCGAGGGAAAAUCGUUUUCCGUCGAAAAACAAUUCCGUGUUCGUGAUCGUUUUAUGGCCACCUUGAUUUCUUCGGCGACAAGGUGCCAAUAUCCCAAAUGGAAGUGAUAUAGGAACUAACACUAAUCAUAUUUUAAUAAAAAUAUUCAACAAAUGCUAACUUUGAACAAAGGUUUGUAUGAUUUUGACCCUGUUUCCUUUCUUUUUGAGAAAAGACGCUCGUAUAUUGCUCGUAGGCAAUUUUAUUUAAUACCACCGAUCGCAAUGGACGCUGCCACGCGUUAUUAAAACAUCCAAAACUCACGGGGUGUUGGGCUCCAACGUUUAUCAACGGGCUUUCUACUAGUUUGUCUUCUACCCGGGAAUUAGGAACUUAUUAAAAGUUCUCGGUAGAUCCUCGCCAGGCGGUGCGGCCUUAUCGAAAAUGCUGCGGUUUGCUAUCGAUCAAUCGACAUGUUACCCUCUCGCUCUCAAAAGUGGCUCUCGAAAGUUAGAUUUGGAGAGAAAUUUCUUUGUUGGAUCCUGUAGAAAUAUAUAGAACCACUCAAAAAGUACCUCAAAGAAGUUUCUCUCGUAGGAUCUAAGAUUAUACACAGAACUGCACUAAAAGUAAUGUUGAGGAGAAUUUUGUAUCCUGAACCAAAACCUUCAAGCUAACUUACUCGCAUUAAAUAUUAACAAUUUGACGGUUGAAUGAGAGGGAAUGUAAUAAAGAAAUGAGUUUACACUACAAACCAUUUGGUUUUAUACUGUAAAUGGAAAAAAGGAUAGGUUGCACUGCUAAAAUUUCUUUCUGAGAACCUCAAGAUACUAAACCCAUGACUUUAGAGAGAUUGACCCCUUGAUAGGUUUUAAAAAUAGCUGGUAGUUCAGUUUCCAGUUUUUUUUUCUCCAGUCUCAGUGAAACGGUCAUGAUGCACGUUGCUGCUCAAUUUCUCACAGAACGGACGAUCGUACGCAAUCUAGACAAAAGUGAGCCACAGGCAUAUUUUUUUGCGCUUAGAAUAGUUCUCUUGUAUCAAAGAUCAAAGCAAGCAAGCAACAUUUCUACUAGUUCUAGAAUCAGUAAGAACCUAUGUAGGGAAAUUCUCUUACUGUUCUUUAACUUUCUACUAGUUUUAGCUGCCCUUUUUUCCUGCAAAUUGACAGUCAAAUAGAUGCUAAGCCAACAACUCGUUCCCUGGGAUACGUAGUGGAAAUUGCGGUCACCAAAUAAUGAACAGGAAACCAUGAUAUGGGGAUGUAUGUUUACACUUUUACUUGACGAGUUAUUGUGUGAGCAGAGAUACGAGGUGAAAGAAAGAUAACAGAGACUGAUCAUUUUUUCUCAGAAAAACAUUUCUGAAAUCGUUUUGAAAAAGCAAAUGUUGCGAAUGCGAGAAAGCUUUGAUCUUUCAUCACAACUUGAAUUAGGUUUUGUUAUAUGUGUCAAGAUUUUCCCUAUCAUAUAACAUGCUUUCUGAGCGGCAAGUCGGCAAGAAAGCAUGUUUUGCGUCUGUCUGUGCGUUUGAUGCAUUUUUUUUAUCGGUGGUUUCGUGACGACCUCGACUACGAAGCGGGCAGAUUUAGACUUAGACAAAUAUAUGGUAACGUAAACAAAUGACUUGGUACAAAGUACAAGCCAAGACCAAAAGUAUAAUCCCGUGUUGUUUAUGAAAGUCAAUGACGAGAAUUUCCGGCGGAACGUACGAGUAACUGAAGCUGUGGAGAACAUAACAAACAGGGUUUGAGUUUUCGAUAAAUUAAUGUUCUAUCGAUAACUUAAAACGAGUAAAUAUUUAUUUCCUUAUUUAAACUUUGCGCGAGGUUCCAAAGGAAGCUCAACACACCUCGAAAUGAAAUAAACUAUAUUGCACUAGCAAUUAAGAAUACCGAAAUAACAUCUUAAAAAAGUGAAAUGUAAUCGGUGAAACUCGCUUCAUUCUUGGUACAACACAUAAUGAAACAUUAACCCAUAAAACCAGCAAAUAGUUUUUUGGAGAAUCUAAAUUUCGUAAUUUUGAUAUCCUCGUAGAGAACAGUGUGACCUUGUAUCACAUUGAGGAUCCGAACUGUCUACGCCGCGUAAUAUCAAAUUUAUAAAUACCGCGUGGUAUAUGAGUGAUCAAAUACUUAAGGGCGUCAAGCCCUAAGGGGAAAUAUGCAAUAAUUCUUACUUCGAUAACACGAUUAUAUGAACUGUACUGCCGGUGUAAAAUCUGUCUCCUAGGAAUGGCAUUAUCGCUCAGCAAAGCUAAGCAUAGUUGCAAUAUUUGUUACUACAAGAAUGGGGUUUUACUGCGCUUUUUCACUCCAAAACUAAUAGCAAACGAUUAAUAUUAUUAAAACUGACUUGAAAUAUUAAUUAUUAAAUCUUUACAGACAAUUAUCCACCACGUGUUCAAGAUACUCUAAAACCACUGAAUGUCGCUAGAUUAGGAGAUAUAAAACGGUUAAGAUGUGCUGUGACAGGGCUUCCACCACCGAAUAUCACAUGGAUUAAAAACGACCAGCCUUUGCACCAGUCUGAGAGGAUAAGAAAGCUAAACAAGAACAGAACUAUUAAGAUCAAAGGAGUCCGACUUGAUGACCAAGGCAACUACACCUGUAUUGCUGAAAAUCCUCUCGGUAAAGUCAACCUGACGCUCCAGUUAAACGUGCGUCAUGAUGAAAUUCUGACAACUACUGGUUCACCACUAGCAACUAAAAGACCCACAACUAAGCAUCAGGCUAGAGGUAGGCAGUCAUAUAAGAUCUACAGAGAAGCACCUCAUCAUGAGUUUGUUCAUAAUGGUUCCACCUUCUUGAUUUGCAGAACCAACCCUAAUACUUUGGUGGCUAUUUAUAAGUUUGACUUAAAAAUGAAAAAAAAUUGGACUGCAGAAACGCUUUCCGCGACUUUUCGACACUUUGCACCCUAGGCCCAGAUCAUGCACCCUCGAGUACGCACAAGUAUCUAAGCCGGCAUACACUUUUUUUUUUAAGAACCUUUUUUUUUUUACAAGAAAUUGAAAUACUAUACCACGCUCAAAUCGCAAAAAAAUUAGAACGUUCAGCCCCAGCCCCAAAAUUACGCCUUGUUAUAAAAAAAGUGUAUCCUAACAACAAUAAGUACCGUUAUUUCUCCCUGACCACAAUUUUGGAGAUACGUACGAGGUCUUUCGAAACGAUCUCUCUUUUUUCAGAUUUAAUGACGAAUCUCAAGACUCCGGAAUCAAGUAAGUACCUGUCAUCUUGUAUAAUUAUUUUAGGAUACUCAUGGAUAAUGGCUCAUUAGAAGAAGGUCAUUGCACUCAGCAAAACGCAUAACCCUCUUGUAAAAAAGAGACAAUGAAUAUGAACAAAUAAACAAGGAAGGAGCGAAGAGAAGCGGAUAACAACGCGGAAAUUCCAAAACGAACUAACCGAAUUUAAGAACCACAUUAUGAAUAUACGAAAAAAAAAUGGCCUUUCACUCACACUUUUAAUCAAAACUAUAGCAAUCUUCUCGAACGUAAUUGGUUAUCACCAGCUCGAUUUGAGCACUGAUAGGACAGUGUACGUGUCAUGCUUAUAAGUGAACGGAGUAGUGGGGCAGAUAACGCGUUAUAUGCGCGCAUUGCUGUUGCGCUCUUCGCCGAGUUAAUUGUUCUUUCGGUUGAACCGAUUGCUAGUUUGUUUUGCAAUUUUUUUUUUUAGUUUUGAUUCUGUGCCGUCCGAUUGUUUGUAAUCAUCCUUGUGAUCAGAAAAGCGGACUCCCAUUCAUCGUUCGUCCAAUUCCGUUAAUCACUGGUAUGAUUACAGACCGAAUAGGACCCCACUCGUUUCUAUUAUCAUUUUUAUUACCAUUAUUAAUCAUUCACCCACUCGGGUCUACGGUAUGUACGAGCUUUAUUAUUUUGUUCUUGUUUCUGUUUUUGCACUUUAGCAGGAGCACCAAAAUUUAGUGAUCCAAACUUGCUGAAGAGAUCGUUCAGGGCAUGGCCUGCAUCACACUCCAUACGACUAAAAUGUCAAGCAAUUGGUGCACCACCGCUCAAAUACAAAUGGUUGAAGGACGGAAAGAUCAUAAAAAAACGACGUUUGGACCCAUAUGUUAAUUCUUCCCUUUGGUACCUGAAACUGCGAGAUCUUGUACCGGAUGAUUCUGGGAGAUACACCUGCAUAGUAUCCAAUCAAUAUGGUUCGAUAAAUCACACUUUUACUCUUCAAGUUGUUGGUAAGUCUAGCAAAUGAAAUUGUCUCUGAUUUAUAAGUUAACCUAUAUGACAUUGUAAGUCAGUCGAUCCGGGAAUAUUUUUCGGUUUUUUUUUCACUUUGUUUUUUGUUUUGUUUUCACUUAAAAAAAGAAAAACAAAUACGGGUAACUAUCACUCUGUUGACUACAGUCGUAAUCUCAAAACUAUAAUGGAUAGACGCAAAAAGAAAAUCCCCGAGAAAAUUAUUUUUUAAGCCUGAAAGAGUGUGUUAAUCCCAAACACUUCAAGAGGGUGGCAUUAUUAGAGAAAAAACUGUUGUAUUUUCGGUACAGGAUGGUGACAAUUACAGUUCAGAGAGAGAAAAAGUACCGAAAGGAAGCCUUAAGACCGCCCGAUAACCAAUGAUGUUAUCGAUAAAGGGAGGCAAAAGAGAUAGUGUGCCAUCCACUAUAAUAUCCACAAGUUUUUUUUUUAGCAAUUUGGGACACAUAAGGAAUCGUAAUUUUCAAGAUUUUGCAAAUUUUUCAGCGUUUGAAUAUUUUUUUUUCUCGCUCCUAAUUUUUACAUCACGAAGUAAUCUUUUUAUAGCUUCAAGUAUCUUCUCUUCAAAAUUAUCUUCCCUUUUCUCAACAGCCAGACCUCAGUCAGCUCCGAUCCUACAGACAGGUCUUCCAAAGAACAAAACUGUGCAAGUUGGAGAUAAUGUGACAUUUACCUGUAUUGUUCUUGUUAGUGGAACUCUCCCGGAUUUCAGAUGGCUUAAAUGGAACAAGUCCGUCAAUUCUAUACCGAAAACUUACAAUGUAAUUUUAAAUGGAUCAUAUCGCCUUAUAGACCCAUACUAUUACAAGACUGUUCGAGCAAAAAAAAAUUAUGGUGUUGAGGUGAAUAUUGUAAAUGUGACCGAGGAGGAUUUUGGACUCUACACUUGCUUUGUGAGCAAUCAUAUCGGCAACGAUUUCAGAAGUGCAUUCCUCAUCAAAUAUGUGAAACCCACGGUUCCUGUGACAGGUCAGUAUCUGUUUAAAACACGCCGCCGUAACCUUUCGUAUCUGCGCACCUAGAUAAAAUGCUUUUAAGUAAAGCAUUUUACAUAAUAGUCGCCAAACGGUUUUUCUCAGAAACGUCUUAUUUAUUCAAACUUUAUGAUUUAAUUCGUUCACUACAAAUUCUCCAAGCCGUUUGCCACACAUUUCUUUCAAUUGUAGUUCUAAACAUGUGGUCUUAAAUCAAACAAUAUCCCCUUUUUCCAAUCACCUUUUGCUUGGCAAUGUAAUGAUAUGGUUAGAAGGAUCACUUCUUAGUCACUCUUAGGAGUUAAAUGGUUAAGAACUGCAACGUGUCUUAGAAUAACAGCCGUCAUUACCACUGUCGCUUAGGCGGGUAGCCAGUAAUCACCCCAGCAACAUAUCCCAAGUGGCCGUUGGAAUCUCUCUUGUGCGAACCCAUGAGCUACAUGUGUGCCCUGUUAGCGAUGACGUGCUGACUAGGUCUAUCCACGUCCGUGGCCGCCACCUUAGCUUACCAGAUUAUCAUCUCUGACUAAUAAUUUCCAUAAGUACUGCAAUUAAUUCGGAAAGUGUUCUACUAGUAACAUACUAUCGAUUGCAAUAGUGCACACGUCUGUGAUUGAAAUUUAACUUUCUAUAAGCCUGGUGAUCUAGAAAACACGUUAUUUUUAUAGCCACGAGAAGUAACACAGUUAACUACCCAAAGAAACACAACAACUGAUAGACUACUGCGAUCUUGACUUUUUUUAUUUGUAAGUAUAACUAUGGUCGUGCUUAAUAAAUUCUGAAGAUUGUUUUGAUUUUUCUUUCGUAGAGACGGAAGCCACAAAACCAACAGAACAACCAUCUUCACCUGAGAAGAUCACAGCAUUUCUCACGAAAAAAGAAAAACCACCUCAAACAGGCCUAAUUAUCAUCAUCCUUCUGUCAGUUUUCUUUUUAAUAGCUAUUAUAGUAAUCGUCGUGUUUGUUUUCUGUUAUCGCAAGAGACUAAAGGAGAAAUUCCCUAAAGGUUCAAAUUCUCAAAAGGAAAUAACUCUACAAAAUAUAGAGGCAAGAAGAGCGUCGUUACACCUUUUAUCGUCAGAACCUAACACACCCAAUCAAACCGAUGGAAUAACUAGAACGUUAAAUUAUGCAGCUCCAAGGAGGAGAUUUAGUUCCAAUGGAUCAACCACUUCUACAGCACCUUUAAUAAGAUGCAGGAAUGGAAGCUAUAGGUCUCGAUUUUCUUCAGGUGUUUCGUCUAGAAUUGAUUCUAACAUCGCUGAAGGUAAGGAACGUUUAUCCGAUGUAUUGAGGGAUGAACCAUGAGGAAACUUAGGGGGUAGGGGUUGGGUUAAAGAAUUGUCGUGUUGCAUGACUAUUUCAUAAAAAGUUUUACAGAAAGAAUUUGAAAGAAUUUUAUUUUCGUUUAGUUUUGAAUAGUCUCUGUACUCAAAAUUACCCGUACAUGUUAUUGAAAAUGUAAAUGUUGUAACUGUUAGCAUCUGGCUUUCUUUUAAUAUCUUAAGAAGGAGAUUCCUUACAUAACUUAAAAGUGUAACGAGAUUAAUGUCUAAUGACGAAUUGUGUUCAAAGUAAAGAAUAAUGGGUGGUACUAUAUAUCAAUUCCUCAAUACAACCAUUUCAUUGAAAUACCAUCAUUUAAACUCUCUUUCAUUACAGAGCUCUAUGAGUUGCCUUGCGACGAAGAAUGGGAAAUCGACAGAUCUCAAAUAACGUUAAGAGAACAGCUUGGUGAAGGUGCUUUUGGUUUGGUCAUGCGCGCUGAUGCCGUGGGUUUACCUGACCUGCCUUCCACAUGCUCAGUUGCAGUCAAAAUGCUCAAGGGUAAGUCAAUGCUUAUUAAUCCUUUUUACUGGAAACGUUGAAAUAAACAAUACUCUCUAAUAGAACUUGAGCUCCGAAAUCAUAAAAUUGGCCUAUCAAUGUCCACUUCUUGAAAAUGAUGCUUGACUUCGACUUGCGUACAGAUAUGUAACUUUCCUUCAACAUGGAUGAAUGUUCCAUCGAAAAGUUGGUGCGAAUUAAAAACACUCUCAUCAACUACUAAGUUCUCCUUGAGAUCAAUAUGCAGCACUUACACUAAACAAAGUGCUAAGCAGAUAAGAUGAGAACGUAUGAACAUGCUCUUCGUGUAAGUGGAACACUCAAUUUAGCAACAAAUAACGUCAAGCUUUUUGUUACUUCCAAAGCUAAAGCGAUAAUAAUAUUUUUGCCUCUAAAUGUUGUAAUUUACAGCUGACGCCACUGAGAACGAAUUAGCAGACCUUUUGUCUGAAAUGGAUACAAUGAAGGAAAUUGGAAGACACAAGAACAUUAUCAACCUGAUAGGUGCUUGCACGCAAAACGGUAAGGCAUACAUAUUUUUCCAAAAAUUAAACCUCUCAUUCGUUGCAAAAGUUAAACAACCUCAAUGUGUUUUGAAAAGAGCACAGAAUCCUUGGCAAUUCUCCAUCAAGUAAAAAGAGAAAAAUUACAAAAUUUCCCUUCAUUAUGCCUAUAUGAAAAUCAAUAACCGCCCUGAAUCUCGUAUCAGAAUCAACAUGCAUUCGCAUCGCAGCAACACUACACCGAGCCCUAGCAGGUAUUCAUCAACUGCAUAUGUUAUGUCUUUAAAAGAAUGGUUAAGACCUUUACUUACAUGUGUUUCAGGCCCUCUGUUUGUCGUUGUCGAGUUUGCACCACACGGGAAUCUUCGACAGUUUCUGAGAGAAAGAAGACCAUCUGAGUAUCAACAACACACACUUGGUCACUCUGGUCCUUCCUUAACUAUGAGGGAUUUCGUCUCAUAUGCUUUCCAAAUAGCGAGGGGAAUGGAGUACUUGGGAACAAGAAAGGUAUAAUAAAUAAAUCCGGAAACAAAUUGUAUCCAUAUAAAUGACUGUAAAUAUAUGAAAAUCAUAUAUAUUAACAGCUCAGUUGGCAGAGCACUCCACCGGUACCGUAGAGGUCAUGGGGUCAGAUCCCGUGCAGGCCUGAAUUUUUUCCAGGCCUUAUUUUCACUACUGCUUAAGUAGUGUUCAUUCCUGAGAAGAUCGCUUUCAUAUUCGUUUAUCCAUAGAAUACUUAAACCAUCCAAAAGUUAACUACUCCUUACAUUGUAUUUCUAACACCAAAUUAUACCUUGACUCAUAAUAGUAGUUGACUUUUUCGAGUUUGUAAUAACAAUUUUGGGUUUUAACGGAGAAAACUGGCAGAACCAAUCCUUCGGUAACGGGCACCUUCCAUUGCCUGGACAUUUCUUAAAGGCCAGAUUUAGCCCUUACAUCUUUAAAUAUCUAUUACUAGACACCUCCUUCUGACCAAAGAUAGCCUGCUUGUCGUCCUAAUCACUGGCGCUUUAACUCUUUCACUCCCAAGAUUUCAUCACAAAUUCUCCUUACUGUCUGCAUGUAGUUGUGAUGUUGUUCUUUUGGAGAGUUUGAUAUUGGAUCAACUAAUAAUCCCCUGAAGUAUUUUCCAUUAUUCUCAUCACACUUCCGCUUGAUAUGGUAUUGGUUAUGUAGGGAGAAAUUAUUUCCUAAUCACUUGUGGAAGUGAAAGGGUUCACACGAGCGUUUCAUCGCCCGCGGGAAAGGAACGCGAGCUGGUGAGAGGCUUGCAAGGGGUCUGCAACUGACUUAUUAUUAUAGGUAUAUUAUUAUAGGUCUUGAAAGCUCGCACUAUCAACUGUAAACAACCAGCCUUUUCGCGUUAAAGACCCAUAACAUUGAUUAACUUCAAGUUCUGAUAAUUUCUUGUGAUUUAAUUCAUUUUUCUGAUGGGCAGUUGCGAUCAGUUUGGGUUUGGUUAUAUGACAGUACUAGUAAGCGCAGGCGAAGUAGCAGUUUUCCCCUUUACUUCUUAGUUUUGAAAAAAGUUUUUAAUCACAUUUUGAAUUCUCUAUAAAUGUAGUGUGUUCAUCGAGACCUUGCUGCCAGAAACAUUCUUGUUGGAGAAGAUUACAUCAUGAAAGUUGCUGACUUUGGUCUGGCAAGAAAUGUGAGAGAUGCGGAGUAUUAUCGGAAAACUACCGAUGUAAGUGUUCACAGUUAUCUUUACAAACUGCGAUUUUGUGAAUUUGUUAACGAAUCAUGUAAUAACUCUGGUAUCUGAACAUGUCUUUUGUUUGCAGGGUCGGCUACCAAUAAAAUGGCUCGCCAUCGAGGCAUUGUUUGACCGAGUUUACACAACACAAAGUGACGUCUGGGCGUUUGGUAUAUUGCUCUGGGAGAUUUUUACCCUCGGUAAGGUCAUCUUUAAGUUAACAUCUUGAGUGAGGAUAUGAACGAGAAAUGGUUGAUACCGUGUGUACUUCCAAUUUUAAUUUCUAUACAAAGAAGUAUAUCGUUUUACCACUUAACUAAAAAAGUGCACACUUCAAUAUCACCUUUGAAUUUCUAGACGUGGGUAAAUGGUCUAAGACAAGACAACAACUUAAGCCGGAAAUUUCUCUUUUCAGGGGGUUCUCCAUAUCCAGGAAUACCCAUAGAAAAGUUGUUCGAUCUACUGAAGUCUGGCUACCGGAUGCAGCAGCCUCAAAAUUGUCCAGAAGAUAUGUAAGUUUAAUUACAGUUAAAUUGUUAUUCGAAGAAAAACGUAAAUAUUCGCAGAAUAAACCAAAAUAUUGCGUUCGAUCUCAAUCCGGAGGAAGGGUUCACCCUCUCUCAAUCUCUUGGUCAAUCUCCAGUCCUCCUGAAAGACAGGAAUCGGGAACGUUGUAACGACUACGACACAGGAAGUCCUCUAUGACCCAAGAUCAUGUUUGUUGGUGGUGUUCACAGCUGUCGCUUGUAAUCCACUCGGGAAGUUGUAAGAAAAAACAGUUAAGUGUUUCCUGUUCUCUUGAUCAUUGUUGACAACGUAAUUGAAUUGGCAUGCAUUAAACCGGAAAGGGGACUCAUGUGACAAUGUCGCUUUAGGCACACUUGUUUCCUGCUCAGUCAAUUUCAAGGCUAAUAUUAGAGGAAAAUCCCAUACUUAUCAACUUUCCUCGAGCGAUCUACUUAAAAGAUUAAGAGGAAGAAGAGUAGCAUGUGAUCUUUGGAACUGAAUUUUUUUAGUUUGGGCAAUUUCAGUUAGGGAGCCGUGAAAAAUUCGAGGGCUUCGCGAUUCGCAUCACGACAAUACUGUCAUGGACGUUUAUCUAUGAAUUUUUUCAAGCAUUUCAAUUUAUGUUUACCACCACCAUGUUGGUGGUUUGGUAUGUUUCCCUUCAUGAAAAUGGAGUUUCAACCCCCAAUUUCUGUUGAUCAUCUUGCAAAAAUUCAACCGUUGGUAAGGUUAAAUCAUAGAAAUGCAACCUUUAACAGGAAGCACAAACUUACAUGUUAAACUGUAGGUUAAGACAGCGACUACGGAGUGCAUUAGAGGAAUAUAACCUUGAAAUGAUAAAUUUUUUCUUAUUUUACAUCGAUUUUCCAGAUAUGAUAUUAUGAUGAAUUGCUGGGAUGAAACCCCCUGCAAACGAAAAUCGUUUACAGAUCUAAGAAAACACUUUGAUGCGAUGUUAUCAAGAAUGACGAGCAAAGUAAGUAUCAGGUUACGACGUGAUUGGGUGGUUGCUUGGCUAAAGGUACUUUUACUGAGCAUUUUUUUUGAGGGGGGUGGAGAGGGGGAAUGCAACAAGGAUCUUCAAACCUGUCAAUUUUUUAUUCAAGACGCCCCCUGAAGGACGUGAUUCUCUUUGGAAGAAUGCACCUAAAACUAAUUUGACCCUCUGUAACUCAAGACCGUUACCUAUGUAAUCUAGGCGGGGAAUUACAACACGAGGGCAUAUCACAGUCACGUGCGUACAUCUAAGAAGCUGUCUAAACAAAUAUAAGUUCAUAAUGUCCUGGGAUCUUAAAGUAAUAAAUGUUUAUCAAAUGAUUAUUAUCUGGCAACAUACGACCUAGAAGUCACUUGUCUAUCUACACUGCAAUAAAAAAUUUAUUAUUCAAUGCUCUGGAAAGGUAUAUGUAACUUUGUUCCUUCCUUACAACUUGAAGUUGAUUACAAUUAAGCAGCUCCAUCAUGAAAACAUUCAAUUAAAGGUUUCUUUAUGUUAUCGUUAUUGAACCGUUGGUAUCAUGCUGACUGUCGUUACGGUUCUGUAAUUUUGCAGGAGUAUUUGCAAAUACUGGCUCAGUCCAUUGACGAUCUGGCUCACGACAUGGAAACACCUAUAACGGACGAUUCUGAUGAAAAUACUGGAAUAAUGCCAGAGUCUACAUGCUAGCAGUAAACGACCCUUUCAUAUACUAGAUUGUUAUUACAUCUCGCUCUUUAAUGGCGGUUGCAACUAAAUUUCCACGCCAGAGGAUUAACCACAAGGGUAUAAUACAAAUAUUAAAGUUGGUUAUGGCGGUAAAAGGAAAAAGGAAGCGGACAAAGAGACAAAAUCAGGACCCAGAAACCAUAAUAUCACAAUACGGGCUAUCACGAAGUUGUUUCAAGCAAGCCGUGGAUAAGAACGCGAAAACACCCGGUUAGCGUGGAGAAAAUGCUGGCUAGAAAAAUAAUUUUUAAGGCCCGGAAUUUAUCAUCUUAUAAUCCACUAAAGUGCUGCAAGGUUACUUUAUCUCCGUUGAAAAACGCGCUUGACACAUAAAACCACAUCAAAUAAUUAAAUUAACAUCCUGUUUGUACAGGUAACAUGUUCUGGGGAAAAACAACGUUUCAACAUCAAAGUUACCCUCAGGAACAGUCUUGCGUUUCAUAGAGAAUGGCACAAUUUUGUGGUUCUUGAAACGAUUUGGAGGUGAAAUUGUUCAUUCAACUCGAAACCCCCCGUUCUUUGGUGGGUGAAAAGAAACUUGCCUACUGAACAAACUUCGUGCCCUGGACUCCAAUGAGUGGUCAAAAAAUUUUUCUCAGGAAAUAUCCUAUAUUCAGCCACCUUCAGUAGACAACAAAGUAGAAGUUUUUCUAACUGAUAAACAUUGUCAGUUACUUCCUCUGUGCGUUACCUCAAAGAAAGUUACGCUAUUGAUAGAAGCGAGAGUCCAGCCUUAGCCCUUUACACCCCAACAUCAGUAUCCAUAUUCUCCAUACUCUUCUUCAUAAGUUUCUUUUGGUGCUGACAAGGAGAAUUUAUUUAAAGAUCAAAGCUUCUUAGGUUGGCGAUCAUUUCCUUUAUGCUCAUAAUCUUAAUAAAUGGUUUAGCAGUAUUAUUGUAAGGAGAAAUUAAAUGCUGGUCACUCUUAAGGAUUCAAGGGUUAAGAGUAAGAGAUUGGCUUACAGAUUUUCAGAAAUGAUAAAACUGUGCCGACUUUAGCAAGUGAGAAAAAUCUUCUAUGCAGUUCUUGAACUCAAGAGGAAUUCCACAGAUAAUAUUCUCUUGAUGAACCAUCAACUCGUGAAAAAUAAUUUUAAAAUUUGUUAGUAUCAAAACAAAAAUCACUCAAUUUAAUCGAGCAUAUUCGUAUUCGUCUUUCAGUUAGUUCUGCCAGAAAGAUGAGCAGAACAAAUCUUGUUUUCUUCUUUUCAAAAACAAGACCAAGUAAUAGUUGUGUAUAAAAGUAACAGAAGCAUUCUCAGAUGAAUGGGGAUGUUUCAACAUACAGAUGUAUCUACAUUCUAUGAAUGAUUACUUUUAUUAAAGAAAUAAUCCAAUUUUCUCUGUAUUUUUUUCUAUUCCCUUUGUUUCAUUUUAAUCUAUUUCUUUUCUCUUUCUUCAUUGACGGUAUC
Messenger RNA from Pocillopora meandrina, 14206 nucleotides. Lineage: Eukaryota; Metazoa; Cnidaria; Anthozoa; Scleractinia; Pocilloporidae. The record is from the annotation of a GenBank genome assembly.